GACGAGGGACCACUGUGUUCUAAUUUUUUUUUUUGAAGAUGUGAAACUACCUUCACACACUGAAGACCAACAUCAUGGUCGUGAACAGUCAGUGACCAGAACCUGGUGGGAACAUGACUGGUCCGCGCUGAACCUCUUUGUCGAAGGUCACUGCUGAACUUGCAGGUGGUGGCAGUGCCUGAUAUGUCCAGCAGGGCGGCAGUGUUUGAUGGCUGUGGCCUCCUCUGGGCCUUACUGUUGGGAUCAGUCCUCACUGGUCCACCAGUGAGAGCCUGUCCCAACAGCUGUCACUGUAUAGAGAAGAGUGGCAACACGGUGGUCCAGUGUGUUUCUCGAAACCUGUACCAGAUCCCCACGGAGCUCCCCAAGGAGACGGUGGUUCUGCUGCUGUCGUCCAAUCACAUCAGACAUGUUCCCAGCCACGCCUUCAGAGAACUGCAUUAUCUCCAGGAGGUGGAUCUGUCCAACAAUGAGAUUGAGACCAUGGACGUUGGGGCGUUCCAGGGUCUUUCCGUCAGCCUCCUGGUACUGGACCUGUCCAACAACCACAUCCAGAGUGUCCCUAAGGACGUGUUUGCCCACCUGCGGGCAAAGGUCAGCCUGUCCCACAACCCGUGGCACUGCGAGUGCACGCUGCAGGAGGUCCUGAGGGAGCUGCGGUUGGACCCCGACACGGUCAAUGAGGUCAUCUGCCACACGGCGGUGCAGGACGAGUACGCGGGACAACCGCUGAUCCAGGUGCUGGACUCGGGGAUCAACUUCUGUAACUUCCACCAUAAGACCACGGACGUGGCCAUGUUUGUCACCAUGUUUGGUUGGUUCACCAUGGUGAUCGCGUACGUCAUCUACUACGUCAGACAAAAUCAAGAGUACGCACGACGCCAUCUGGAGUACCUCAAGUCUCUGCCCAGCACUUCUCAGAUCAGUAAGGACUUUGACACCAUCAGCAGCGCCCUCUAG
Molecule: messenger RNA, 960 nt
Organism: Cynoglossus semilaevis (tongue sole)
Lineage: Eukaryota; Metazoa; Chordata; Actinopteri; Pleuronectiformes; Cynoglossidae
Product: leucine-rich repeat-containing protein 3-like
Exons: 1
Coding region: 184-960 (258 amino acids)
Cellular component (GO): plasma membrane
Molecular function (GO): protein binding
Source: RefSeq, a predicted model, not a curated record